Molecule: messenger RNA, 1142 nt
Organism: Nestor notabilis (Kea)
Lineage: Eukaryota; Metazoa; Chordata; Aves; Psittaciformes; Psittacidae
Product: actin, alpha skeletal muscle-like
Exons: 5
Biological process (GO): skeletal muscle thin filament assembly
Cellular component (GO): striated muscle thin filament; stress fiber; actin filament
Source: RefSeq, a predicted model, not a curated record
CACACCUUCUACAAUGAGCUGCGUGUAGCCCCUGAGGAGCACCCCACCCUGCUCACUGAGGCCCCCCUUAACCCCAAAGCCAACCGUGAAAAGAUGACCCAAAUCAUGUUUGAGACCUUCAACGUCCCUGCCAUGUACGUGGCCAUCCAGGCUGUGCUGUCCCUGUAUGCCUCUGGCCGUACCACUGGUAUCGUGCUGGACUCCGGUGAUGGUGUGACACACAAUGUCCCCAUCUAUGAAGGGUAUGCCCUGCCCCAUGCCAUCAUGCGCUUGGACCUGGCCGGCCGGGACCUCACUGACUACCUGAUGAAGAUCCUGACUGAGCGUGGCUAUUCCUUCGUCACCACAGCUGAACGUGAGAUUGUCCGUGACAUCAAGGAGAAGCUGUGCUAUGUGGCGCUGGACUUUGAGAACGAGAUGGCCACCGCUGCCUCUUCCUCCUCCCUUGAGAAGAGCUACGAGCUGCCUGACGGGCAGGUCAUCACCAUCGGCAAUGAACGUUUCCGUUGCCCAGAGACUCUCUUCCAGCCUUCCUUCAUUGGUAUGGAGUCUGCCGGUAUCCAUGAGACCACCUACAACAGCAUCAUGAAGUGUGACAUUGACAUCAGGAAGGACCUGUAUGCCAACAAUGUCAUGUCUGGGGGUACCACCAUGUACCCAGGUAUUGCUGACCGCAUGCAAAAGGAGAUCACAGCCCUGGCCCCCAGCACAAUGAAGAUCAAGAUCAUUGCCCCACCUGAGCGUAAGUACUCCGUCUGGAUCGGUGGCUCUAUCCUGGCCUCCCUGUCCACCUUCCAGCAGAUGUGGAUCACAAAGCAGGAAUACGAUGAAGCCGGCCCAUCCAUUGUCCACCGUAAAUGCUUCUAAACAUGUUUACAUGAUCACUUUGCCAACCACGCUCAGGAUGACAACCUUCUUGGUUGCAGGCUGCCGAGGGCCUGCAACAGCCACGUUAACUCUCUGUUUUGUAAUGAUUUCUGGUUACUGUUGCUGCAGAGCUCCACGUGACACAGUGUAUGUAAAGUGUACAUAAAUUAAUUUAUUUUACCUCGUUUUGUUUGUUUUUAAAACCAAUGCCCUGUGGAAGGAGACAAAAAACUUCAAGAAGCAUUAAAUCACCAGUCAUUCUGUCACACCCCUAA